Messenger RNA from Raphanus sativus (radish), 1181 nucleotides. RefSeq lists its product as uncharacterized. The coding region runs from base 76 to 972 and encodes 298 amino acids. NCBI's taxonomy places the organism in Eukaryota, Viridiplantae, Streptophyta, Magnoliopsida, Brassicales, Brassicaceae. The transcript is spliced from 8 exons. Gene Ontology annotation, cellular component: intracellular membrane-bounded organelle. Gene Ontology annotation, molecular function: thiolester hydrolase activity. The record is from RefSeq and is a predicted model, not a curated record.
AGCAAGAUAGACUAGUCUGUACUUCGUUGUCGUCUUCCUACAAGAUUAAAGGCAGUUAUUUCUCUGAGUUCUUCCAUGGACAAGACCUUCCAACGAUCUGCUCUUCUUGUAACCUUCUUCUUCUUCAUUCCUGUUUCAAUCUCUGUUCCAUUCAUUCACUUACACGGGGUUAAUGAUCAAUGCUCCAGUGCUGAAGCUAGGAGCUUCACACAGCUCCUUAGGAACCUCUCCAGCUCCCCUGGCUACUGCUUAGAAAUAGGAAAUGGUGAACAUGAUUCAAUGUACAUGCCUCUUAUGCAACAAGCGAGUAUAGCGUGUGAAAAAGUUAAGCAGAUGAAAGAGCUGAGUCAAGGUUACAACAUUGUUGCACAGUCACAAGGAAACAUGGUCGCUAGAGGUCUAAUUGAGUUCUGUGACGAUGCUCCUCCUGUCUUCAACUAUGUGUCCUUAGGAGGACCUCAUGCUGGUAUCUCCAUCGUUCCCCCGUGUCCUGUGGGAGCUAGUUAUCCACUUUGCCAGCUGCACGAAACAGAGGUUUACACGGACUCUGCUCAAGAUCAUAUUGCUCCAUGUGGAUAUAUUAAACUCGCUACAGAAAUACCAGAGUAUAUGGAACACUGCAAGUUUCUACCAAAGCUCAACAAUGAGAGACCAAACGAGAGGAACUCCACUUAUAAGGAACGUUUCACCAGCUUGCACAACUUGGUCCUUGUCAUGUUCGAGGGUGAUACAAUAGUGGUUCCUAAAGAAACUUGUUGGUUCGGAUUUUACCCUGAUGGAGCUACAGCACCUCUUUUGCCUCCUCAACAGACAAAGCUAUAUACUGAGGACUGGAUUGGUCUGAAAACAUUGGAUGAUGCUGGAAAAGUGAAGUUUGUCGGUGUCCAUGGAGAUCACCUCGAAAUGGCGCAUGAUGACGUUGUGAGAUACGUCGUGCCUUACCUGCAAAACCAGCUUGCGUUUUCUUCUUGAUGCAUACUCGACCGCAAUGCAAUGGAAAAGAGAUUGUAAUCUUGAUGCAGUCAGAUCAACCUGAAUUCAUGUAUAAGGCCUCAAGCUUUAUUAAUCUUGAUGCAGAUCAACCUAAUUUCAUGAAUAAAUGGAAUAAAAAGAGAGUAAUCUUGAUGUAGACUUUUUUAUUUUUAAUUAUUUAUCAUAAUUAAAUACUUUUCAGAUUAUAA